AUUCGGCCUAAUCUUAGGCUAGUGUCUAGACUAGACACAUCUUAGACUUUUGACGGCAAGCACAGAUCAGCUUCUCUUCUUACAGAAAUCAUGGAGUUUCUAAAAGCCAUGGAUGAAGCCAACAAGCAAGGCAUCUCAAGUACAGAUUUUGCCAAGAUCUGGGACCUUGAGACCAGGCUCAAACUUCAGAAAGCUGAGGCCAGAACACUGGAGCUUAAAAUAGCUUGUGCAAAACAAAUGGAAGGUCACCCCCACGCCAUGGACGACACCCUACAGCAGUUCAUCUCUAGCCAGUACCAGCUGCUCCAGCAACUAAAAAAUGACCUGGUUUUACAACUCCAAGUUCAGUUCCAGGAGGUAGGGAAACUUAUUGAAAGCCAAGCCAACCUCACAGGUCCAGUAGUCAGAAGGGAGCUGGACAUUGCCUUCAGACAGCAUGGAUUUUCAUCCAACUUGCAGCCAUCAGUAACAAGUGGAGGAUUAUCUUAUUCCAACAUGUUGGGGGACUCGUUAAGUAUAAGACUUGAUCAAAACCAUCCAAGUGUGGCGCUUUAUGGCACAUCUUUCCCUAACAUUACCAACAAUGCUGGCAUUACGGCUCUAGAGCCUAAAGCUAAGCGUCCACGACGCAAGAACAAAAUGACACCAAUGAAAUCAGCAUCAAACUCUGAUGACAGUAAAGAAGUAGAUGUGAGUGAAUUGGAGUUUCUUCCACCUGAGGGUGCUGAGCUUGUUGUCAGGGAUGCUCAGCUUAUGUCCAACACAGGCAAGUUUCAUGUUUCCAAGUAUUUUAUCCUAACAGGCUUUCCCCUCAAAGCCAGAUUGAAUGUUUGGUUUGGUGCCCAGGCACAGCUGUUUGUCUACCUGUCCAUCAGUGGGACUGAGGAGCAGGUGCUCAACAUGGCCCAUGUGUUUGAUUGUGUAGGCUUCAUAGCAGACAGAAGCACUGGAACCUUUUCCCAACUCUUUGAGGUGAAGAGCAACCCUAUCAGGAGAGUGAAGCUGACAGAGACACAGUUUAAAGCUGUUGUGUGUCUUCAGACAGCAGCCGGAGCCUCCAAGGAUGUUAGCUAUGCCAAGCUGGAGAGUAUGGGGUUCAUAGUUGAUGACUCGUUCACCAUUAAUUGGAAUGUGAGUUCUAGGAAAUUCCUUCCCAAAGUAGUUGAGAAGACUGAAGGAGAAACUGUAGAAAUUGACAAAACUUAGCCUAAUACUGAGCUCAAAUGGUUAUGCAAUCAAUGCAUUGUAUAUGAGUAAUUGUUUUGUAUUGUUUAAUACUUUAAAAUUUAUAUUAUUUCUUAAACAGAAGACAAACAAUAUUAUUAUUAUGUUAAUUUUGUCAUAAUUUUGGUACUGUGAAAUAUUUGAAGAAAAAAGGUUGGAAAUUGGAAAUGUUAUUUUCUGGGUGUUGGCUUUUAAGAAUUAGCACAAUGAAGUAAAAAUGUUUAGACCUGGACUAAAACACUGCAUAGCUGACUACAAGUAACCUCAAUUAUUAACAAAGUAACAGUAACAGUUACUAUUCCAACACAUUUCUUACCCCCACUUAUUUCAACCUGGUUGUUUCCAGAUCUGAAUCUGUAAUGCCACUGAGAAUAAGGGCUGUAAUUAUAAGAUUCUACUUGUAAUUAUUUUCUUAACUUUUGUAAACUUCAUCAACUAUUUUCUUUAAAUCUCCAUUAACUAUCACAUUUGUAAUUCUCCUGAUAUAUUUCAUUUAAUUUUUUAAUUGCUAUUUUUAGCUUGAUAAAAGAUUUUGUUUGCUGAAUGAAAGUUAUCUUAAUUUUGUUGUAUUAAAUGCCACAAUUUUGUUAAAUUGAUUUAAUUUAUCCAAGUGGCUUGUUGAAAAUGACAUUGUAUUAACAACUGAUCUAUUGUAUGACUGAACACAAUAAUUAAAAUCAUGAUUGUCA
Messenger RNA from Physella acuta, 1913 nucleotides. RefSeq lists its product as uncharacterized. The record is from RefSeq and is a predicted model, not a curated record. NCBI's taxonomy places the organism in Eukaryota, Metazoa, Mollusca, Gastropoda, Physidae.